This is a messenger RNA of Trifolium pratense (red clover), 1587 nucleotides long. RefSeq names its product squalene monooxygenase SE1-like. The record is from RefSeq and is a predicted model, not a curated record. Gene Ontology annotation, molecular function: squalene monooxygenase activity; flavin adenine dinucleotide binding. NCBI's taxonomy places the organism in Eukaryota, Viridiplantae, Streptophyta, Magnoliopsida, Fabales, Fabaceae. Gene Ontology annotation, biological process: sterol biosynthetic process. The transcript has 8 exons. Gene Ontology annotation, cellular component: endoplasmic reticulum; membrane. The coding region runs from base 1 to 1587 and encodes 528 amino acids.
AUGGUUUAUCUAUAUAUUCUUAUAGGAAUUAUACUUAUAGCUUAUUGUAGUUUAUUGUUUGUUUUUGUUGUGUAUGGUUCUACAUCAAAGAAAAAGACAACAGGUUUAGAAAUUAAUGAUUGUGUUAAUAUUAGUAGUGCAACAAAAAAUGAAAAACUAUUUCCUCAAGAAACCUCUGAAAGUAUAGACAUCAUCAUUGUAGGAGCUGGUGUUGCUGGUUCAGCCCUUGCUUACACACUCGGAAAGGAUGGAAGAAGAGUGCACGUUAUUGAGAGAGAUUUAAGUGAACCUGACAGAAUUGUCGGUGAAUUGCUACAACCCGGAGGUUAUUUAAAAUUAGUUGAAUUAGGUCUUGAAGAUUGUGUAGAAGAAAUUGAUGCUCAAAAAGUCUUUGGCUAUGCUCUUUAUAAAGAUGGAAAAAAUACCAAACUUUCUUAUCCCUUGAAAAAAUAUAAUGUUGAUAUUUCUGGAAGAAGCUUUCACAAUGGUCGUUUCAUACAAAGAAUGCGAGAGAAGGCUUCAUCUCUUUCAAAUGUAAGAUUAGAACAAGGUACUGUCACAUCUUUAAUAGAAGAAAAAGGAACCAUCAAAGGGGUAUACUACAAAACCAAAAGUGGAUUAGAGAUCAAAGCAAAUGCUCCACUUACCAUAGUAUGUGAUGGUUGUUUUUCCAACUUAAGACGUUCUCUUUGCAACUCAAAGGUUGAUGUACCAUCUCAUUUUAUUGGUUUCAUAUUAGAGAAAUGUGAUCUUCCAUAUGCAAACCAUGGACAUGUUAUCUUAGGUGAUCCUUCUUCCAUUUUGUUCUAUCCAAUCAGUAGCACUGAGAUUCGAUGUUUAGUUGAUGUACCUGCUACAAUCUUACCUUCUAUUGGUAAUGGCGACAUGACACGUUAUCUCAAAACAGUGGUAACACCCCAGAUUCCACCGGAGCUACGACGUUCUUUUGUCGAAGCAAUUGAUAAAGGAAACAUAAGAAGCAUGCCAAAUAAAAGCAUGACAACAUGUCCAUAUCCUAAACCAGGUGCUCUUCUAAUAGGAGAUGCUUUGAAUAUGCGCCACCCUUUAACCGGAGGAGGAAUGACCGUGGCUUUGUCUGAUAUUGUUUUGCUAAGGGAUCUUCUUAGACCUCUACAUGAUUUACAUCAUGCUUCAGCACAUUGCAAAUAUCUUGAAUCAUUUUACAUUUUGCGCAAGCCAGCAGCAUCUACAAUAAACGCAUUAGCUGGUGCAUUGUACAAGGUGUUUUGUGUAUCCACUGAUUCAUCUAGUAAAGAAAUGAGACAAGCAUGUUUUGGUUAUUUGAGCCUUGGAGGAGUUUUUUCAAAUGGACCAAUAGCUCUACUCUCUGGCCUUAAUCCUCGUCCGUUAAUUUUGCUUCUUCAUUUCUUUGGCGUAGCUAUAUAUGGGGUUGCUCGCUUACUCUCACCAUUUCCUUCUCCUAGACGGAUUUGGAUUGGAGUUAGAUUGAUUUUGGGUGCAUUAGGUAUCAUUGUUCCAAUUAUCAAGGCUGAAGGAGUUAGACAAAUGUUCUUCCCAUUCACUAUGCCCCGAUACUACAAAACACCUCCUACAAAGUUUUCAUAA